AUGACUUCCCGUAUUGACAAGACCAUCGCCCGCCAGCGAGAAAAGAUCGAGGCGGGUUCUUACUACGAGGCUCACCAGCAACUACGUGUCAUUGCUGCGCGCUACAUCAAGCAGUCCAACUACGAUGCUGCCGCGGAGCUGCUCGCGGGCGGGGCCACGGCUUUGUUAAGGGCUGGUUCGCAGCAGGGUGCUUCGGCGAGUGGUGGUGAUUUGGCGAUUAUGUUGGUUGUGGAUGUUUACAAUAAGGCUGAGUGGGAGAUCCAAGGUGGUGAUAAUGAUACAGAGGGUCGGGCGCGCAAGAAGCGUCUUAUUGAGCUUCUGCGGGAGUUCCCCUCUGAAGAGCCCACGAGGAAGCGCUAUAUUCAGGAGAUGAUUGGGUGGAGUGGAAAGUAUGGUCCUUUGGAGCGUGGAGAUCCUGAGCUGCACCAUGCCGUUGGCUCGGUUUAUGCGGAAGAUAACGAGCCGUACGAUGCCGAGAGACACCUCGUACUGGGAACAUCCGAAUCCGCAGAGACACUGGCCAGACUCGAGUACGAGUGGUAUACGCACGACGAACCACACACAGCUGCCCUGUACGCCUCUCGCGCCGUCUUCCCCUACCUCCUGACCGGCAACAUCCGCAGCGCAAACAAGGCCCUCCUCAUCUUCACCUCGCGUCUCUCAACUGCAAACCCUGCCCUCGGUGUGCAGGAUGUAAGCAGCUCCAGCUCUGAUACCCGCCUGUACCCCGCGCUCCCGCUGCUGAACUUCCUCAGCUUGCUGAUGCUUACGAUUCAGCGGGCUAGUGCGGAUCUGUUCAAGCAGUUGACCGCGCACUAUGCGGCGCAGAUCCGGGAGGUGGGUAUUUGGGAUGAUUUCCUGGCGCAGAUUGGCGAGCAGUACUUUAGCAUCAAGAUUCCCCGUCAAGGGAAUCCCUUGUUGGAUAUGAUGGGUAGCAUGUUCUUCGGUGGUGGCCAGGGUGGCCAGGGUCAGGGUCAGGCUGGUGGGAGAUCCACGAAGAAGGUCGAGGCUCCUCCUUCAAACAUGGAGCUUGACUAG
This is a messenger RNA of Penicillium subrubescens, 1038 nucleotides long. Its product is annotated as protein GET4. Gene Ontology annotation, cellular component: TRC complex; cytosol. Lineage: Eukaryota; Fungi; Ascomycota; Eurotiomycetes; Eurotiales; Aspergillaceae. The coding region runs from base 1 to 1038 and encodes 345 amino acids. Gene Ontology annotation, molecular function: protein binding. The record is from RefSeq and is a predicted model, not a curated record. Gene Ontology annotation, biological process: protein insertion into ER membrane. The transcript is spliced from 4 exons.